Messenger RNA from Oncorhynchus gorbuscha (pink salmon), 3826 nucleotides. It is a transcript of the gene rabl6b, whose product is annotated as RAB, member RAS oncogene family-like 6b. Lineage: Eukaryota; Metazoa; Chordata; Actinopteri; Salmoniformes; Salmonidae. The transcript has 18 exons. The record is from RefSeq and is a predicted model, not a curated record. Gene Ontology annotation, molecular function: GTP binding. Bases 570 to 2969 code for a protein of 799 amino acids. Gene Ontology annotation, cellular component: cytosol; nucleus.
UGCACAGGGGCUUAUCACACAAUGGGCGUUAAUACGAUUCCAAUGGAGUUUCCCAUCUCCUCAAAAGUAUCUAUGAUGCCACCAGGAAGCAAGCUGUUUAGCUAAGAGUGUGUAACGUUAGCGUCUUUCACGUGCAUCAGGAGGAGUUGGAUUUGGAAAUAACCAUGUCACCCUUGCUACAUUGAAGAAUCAUUUGAUUACCGAUGAUCGUAACCCAAAACCACAUGAGAGAAGAAACGGACAACUGAUAAAGCUAUUGUCUGCCCUUGAGGAAUCCUCUUAGUAGAAAAAUUUAGUCGUAUACUGAAGUAUGCAAGCUUACCUACCUACCCAUGCAUCUUCCUGAUGGGGGGGUAAUGCUACUUCUGUGUACGAAAAUACAGUACCACUUUCAAAUUCUGGAUUCAUAGCUUAGACCUACCUGUGUUGAUCAGAUCAUCGCUCAAUAUAAGAUUUAACAUUUAAAUCUACAUCAGUAGUCUAGAAACUCUUCCACCAUUUUGGUUCAGUCAAAUAUACUAUAUUUCGCACAUCUCUGACGGGGUUAGUUAGAUCAGCUUCCUGUCAAGAUGUUUUCAGCUUUGAAGAAGUUAGUUGGUUCUGAACCAGGCCAGCCGAAGGACAAGAGCAUCCCUGCUGGCAUGCAGUCCAUGAACCAGAGUUUACAGAGACGCUUUGCCAAAGGAGUACAGUACAACAUGAAAAUAGUUAUCCGCGGAGACCGAAAUACUGGCAAGAGCACUCUAUGGCAUCGACUGCAAGGAAAGAAAUUCACGGAUGACUACAUACCCACUCAAGAGAUACAGGCAACCAGCAUCCAUUGGAACUACAAAAUUGAACAUGGCACAUAUAAAGCCACUGAUGACGUGGUCAAGGUGGAAGUGUGGGACGUGGUGGAUAAAGGCCAAAAAUACCCUCUCCCUGAGGGUGUAGGCAGAGGUAAAAAGCGAGGGGACACUUUGAAAGUAGAGAAUGAACCCCAAGAGUCUGACGAAGUGGCCUUGGAUGCAGAGUUCCUCGAUGUUUACAAGAACUGCAACGGUGUGAUCAUGAUGUUUGACAUUACCAAGCAAUGGACAUUCAACUACAUCCUGAGAGAGCUGCCCAAAGUACCCACUCAUGUUCCAGUGUGUGUCCUAGGCAACCACAGGGACAUGGGUGACCACCGUGUCAUUCUACCUGAUGACAUCCGCCAGGUUAUCGCUAAUCUGAAUAGACCCAUGGGUUCCUCCUAUAUUCACUACGCUGAAGCCUCUAUGAAGAAUGGAUUUGGUUUGAAAUAUUUACACAGAUUUUUCAACAUUCCUUUCCUGCAACUUCAGAGGGAGACUCUGUUACGGCAGCUCGAGACCAACCAGUUAGACAUGGACGCCACUCUGGAGGAGCUCACCGUGCAGCAGGAGACUGAGGAUCAAAACUAUGAAAUUUUCUUGGAAAACAUAGAGACCCGCAGUAAAGGCUAUGGUUCUCCUGGUCCAGCCAAUGGCCGGAGCCCCUCCUCGGGCUCCCAGUCCCCUACCGUUCCUCCAAGCGGGGCCUCCACUGGCAGCUCUAGCCCUGGCACCCCUCAUCAGCCAACCAUCCCUGCCCAGGUCCCCGGCCUCCAGGCCCCCUCGCCCUCGCCCUCUCCUCCACCUCCUGUACUGGCAGCUGGGAUGGUUUCCCCCACAGCUGAGCUUCAAUCCCCCACUCUGAGGCAGGCUCAGAGUCCUGAGCAUCCUGGACCGUCACCGCUUCCCCCAGCAUCAGGCCCUGCCCAGGCCCCGCCUCCUCAGAAACGUGGCUUGAUCUCACGCCUCUUUGGCUCCGCCCCGGCCCCAGAGGUGACUGCCACCAUGCCAGAGCCGGAGCCUGCCCCCGUGUGUCCUGCUAAUGUUCAGAGUGUGGAUGACUUUGUGCCAGACGAGGGUCUGGAUAAAAGCUUCCUGGAGGACAGCCUGCCCUCUAAAGUUAAGGUAUCCCAACCUGCACUGGACAGUGACAGUGAUGGAGAGGACAGAGGGAACCCCAUGGUGGCAGGUUAUAUGGAUGAGCUGGACCCAGAUGACAAGGAGCCCCCGCUGCCCCUGCCCAACACCCCGGGCCUUCUCACCAGUAAAGACUUCACUAUGUCUAGUGAUGAGGAGGAGGUGGAAGCACAGCCCCCACCAAUAUCUCCACCAGUACCUGCUGUCACUCAGGAUGAACACCUCGACCUUGACAGUGAUUCAGAGCUGAAAAAACCGUGCACUGAGUCCAUAAUGCCCCGUGCCAUGGAGCCUUUGGCACCUGCUGGCCAACUCUUGGAGAACACUGUCCCUCAGGUGGCUGAGCCCAUCACCCUCACCCUAACCUCUGCACCUGCAGUAGCCCUGGAGCAGCCAGGCCUACCCAGAGGGAAAAAGGGAGGAACCCCUGGGGUGGACUCAGACUCUGACCCAGGGGCACCUGUUGCUGAGCAGAUGCUCUCCUUCGUGAUGGAUGAUCUUGACUUUGAGUCUGAGGAGGAGGCAGUCAUCCAGAAGAUAACUAAGGAGGUUUUCCCAGUCAGGGAUGAAGUACUGUCUGAUCUGGAGCUGUCAGAUGAUGACAUCCCUCCAGCCACGCUGAUCCCAGAGCCUCUGAAGCCCACACCGGUCCUGAAGCCCUCCUUUCAGAGCAAUAAUGAGACAGACCUGUUUGGCUUGGGCAUUACGGAGGAAGCCACCAAAGCCAAGGACAGCAGUGAGGACCUAGAAGAGAAGGAAAGCAAACACUCCGAAAAAGAAAAGAAGAAAAAGAAGAAGAAAAGCAAAGAGGAGGAUGAGAAGAGCAGCAAGAAGAAGCAUAAAAAGGACAAGAAAAAGGAGAAAGAUGAGACCGGAACAGAAGAUGACAAAGAGAGGAAAAAGAAGAAAUCUCGGACCAAGAAAAUGGAUGACUUGGAGGAUUUCUUGGCUGGAGGGGAGGGGUCAGCAAAUAGAGAGGGCGGAGACUAUGAAGAACUCUAGAUCCCAAGUCAUCCUUAUUUUUGGACCUUGACCCUAUAGAGAUGCGGAACCCAAGUUGUCAUUUGAAACUUGUUUGGUUCCUAGAACCAGAUUAAUUUGUGCACAAGCAGCAUCCACAAGCCAUACCCAUGGUUCAUGGUCACCCAUUCCCAGGCAAAAAUCUAGACUCCGCUGGGGCUGUAUGAUGUGUUAAUAUUAUUUCCCAUGAGCACUAUCACACAUUGUCUUUGAAUGUGAAGAGAAACUAGGUAGAAGAUACAAUCUUGUUACCGUUGAGGAGAAACAGGAAGGAGAUGACUGACACACACUGUGGUGUGAUACAAACUAUAUGAUCACUACAGGGUAUGAUAAUUAGUAGAGCCACUAAGGAAAGAUUUGACUUUUUUUUAUUUUCAGACGUUUAACUUAAAAUGUGUGUUUGUUUACUAUUUUAUUUUAACUUUUUAAAUGAUGCUCUCCUGAAGUGAACCACUCCAAAUGGGCUUGGCAGGGCUAACGUUUUUGUCUGAAUGUCCUCUAUUUGGUGUUAAGAAUUGCUUGAGAGCAUAUUCCUGUAAAGUGAUGGUUGCUUGACAGUGUUGAUAUUACAUAGUGGAGGAUAUGCAUGCUUGAUGGUCAUAUUUCACAUAUUGAAGAUUUCUCUCUUACUUUGAUCCACUGGUUUUGUUUCUCCGACUCAGUGAUGUAAUGGUUGUUGAAAGUUUUGCUACUUUAAUUGACUUUCUAUUUUUGACAAUGUACUAUCUCACUCCAUUUGAUAAUUUACUCCCCUCCACUCCCACAAUGCACCAUUUUACAGUGACUGUAGUUUUCAGUUUGUCUGCAUCCCUAUAUAUAUAUAUAUAUAUAUAUAUAUA